AUGACUGUCAGUAAUACAAAGGAAGGAGGAAACCCUGAUGAAAUUUCAGUCAGUCCAGACACCCUAAACAGCAGAACAUCAAAGAGGAUUGGGAAAGGGCACAGAAUUGAGGAUGGUGAGACUGAAGACUCUACAGAAGAGGAUUUUGCUGGAAAGCAGGAGGAUAUUGAAGCUUUUGUUGACCAGGUUCAGGAUACCGAAGUAACGAACGUGUCAGAAAUGGGGUACGCUGACUGUGCAGAGGCAGAAGCUGUUGUGGACAAAGCCAAUGAGUGUAUUUCGGACUCCACGUCAGUUGAUAAAGAAUCAAAAGAGACAACAGAAGACCCAGCAGAGGGGGAACGAAUGCAAGUUAAUGAAGAAAUUGAACCAAUACCAGAAGAAUCAGAAAAGGAGAAUGUAGCUGAGAAUUCGGGGGAGGCUUGUAGUUCAGUUCCUACAGAGGAGAAGCCCCCUGAAGAUCCUCGGGUAUUGAUGCAAUAUAUGAUUGAUAUGGAUGCCAGCUAUAUGGAAGAGGAAAAUAAAACCAUGGUUCAAAUGGAGGACAGAAUUACGUUGGACGAGGGUAGUGAAAUAUAUCCGGAAGGACCCAAGAUGGAGACGGACUGUACACAGCCCACUGAGGAAAAAGUUGAUGCUGAGAAGAUGGACACGAUUGAAAGUAAUAGCAAGAUGGAAAGUUGCCAGCAGAAGCAUGAAGUAGAAGAGGGAGAGCCUGAGGGAACGGGAACGGAACCACUGCCAAGACUUGAGGAAUGUAAAACCAGUGCAAGGAAACCAGAAGAUGAAGGUUCUAACAAAGCAGAAAAGAGAGAACCUUCGAUUGUUGAGGGCAGUGAUCAGAAGAGCUCUGAGGAUGGAAAAGAUAUUAAGAAUGAGGCAAGUGAAAAAGAGGAACCAGGUUCCUGCAGACCUUCAGACGCUACUGGCAAGAACCUUUGGGUGAGUGGUCUGUCCUCCACUACCAGGGCAACUGACUUGAAGAACCUCUUCAGUAAACAUGGCAAGGUGAUUUGUGCCAAAGUUGUAACAGAUGCUCGUAAUCCUGGUGCACGCUGCUAUGGAUUCAUUACCAUGUUGACUCCUGAGGAGGCAACAGAAUGCAUCUCCUCCUUGAAUCAAUCUGAACUAAAUGGACAAACCAUCACUGUAGAAGUGGCUAAAAAUGAACCUAGCUGUAAGAAACGUACAGAGCAGAAAGGAGAAAAUGUCAACAAGGUCUCCAAACCAAGUUCCAACCGAAAAAGUGGGAAUGACAGAGAUCAUUCCAGAGAUAGGUCAUCUGUCAAUGGAAAAAGGGAUGACCGAAAGGACAGCGGAGGAGAUACCGGAACACUGGAAGAUGAUGUGAGAAAAGACAGGAGGAGGGAAAGAGAUGGCGGAUAUAGAUCAUACUCAAGAUUUCGAGGAUCAGAGAGGAGAAGUCGAGAGAGGAGGAGGACGAGGUCCAGAAGUCAUCAAAGAACAUCCUACAGCAGAGAUAGAGGAAGAGAUUUUAUGUCCUUUGAUAAACUUAUAUCAAUGAGAGAACGUGUGCGAGAACGACAUUGGGACCACAGGAGAGAUUUCUGGGAAACUGAGAGACACAGAGAACGAGAGAUGUGGGAGCGAGAAAGCUGGCGGGAACGUGAAGGUAGAGAAAUGCUGGAGAGGGAACGAGACCGCCUGCAGAUUGAGAGGAUGCGACUUGAAAGAGAAAGACUGGAGCGAGAGGCAUUGGAGAGGGAGAGGUUGCUCAUAGAAGAGGAGAGGAGACGAGAACAGGAGCGAAUACAUCGAGAGAAGGAAGAAUUGUUCCGUGAGAUGCACUAUGAGCAAUCUAUGAGGAGGACUUAUGACAGACCUUACGAAAGGCCAUAUGAAAGGUCUUAUGACAGGCCUUAUGAAAGACCAUAUGAUAGGCCUUACGAUAGCUUCAAUCGAGAUUGGAACAGUGAUCGCAGUCGGAAAAUGGACGGAUUUCCUGAUCGUUCCUGGCAAGGGCGCAUGGAUGAUGGAAUGAUGUCAAGGGAUCAUUGGCAAGGUGAUGAGCGGGGCAUGUCUGGCCAGUCUGGGACAAGUUACGGUGUUCACAGAGGAGGUGGAGGAGGACAGCGGAAGUGGUGUAACAUCAAUAUCUGAAAAAGCAUGAAACCCCAUAAUAACCCAGUGGACAGCAGUACACAACAAGGGUUGAUAGAAAUAAGUUUGCUGUGAGCAGUUUUAGCUAUCCAGCCUCUGCAUCCACCAUCUGCUUGGAUCCAUUUUGCUUCUUACCUAGAACUACUGUCACUUCUCAGUACUGUGUGUAGCACAUGUAGCCUGGGCUCGAGCUGGUGGUGCCAGCAGCAAAGAUUCAGUGUCACAUUACCCGCAGAAGGGAGAAUCGAACACCACUGCCUGUGAUGGCGCCUCUGUAGAGCUUACCCCUUCCCAGCCUGCAAGACUUUCCUUGGAAUGUUGCCUUAUUCAUUCCCAGGAUGCAGGAUAAGGCCAGCAUUUUGUGCCCAACAGAAAAUAGGUUUAGUCCCUCCGAGGCCCCAUUGCCAUGAGCGCAGAUGAAGUGAAGUGGUGUUAGCUGCAAUGAAGGAAAGGAAAACAGUUAGCAGAGAUGGUAUCUUCUCAGCAACCAAGAACCAAGGGACUUCAGCAGUUGACACAAGUGUGCAGUAAUGCACACACAAUCCAGACCCACACAAAAAGCCUGCAGUAUUCAAACAGGCAAUCCUGCGAUGACUUGGGAAACCAUAUGCAAGUGUCACUGGUCUGCACAACCUCCAAACUGCUGGACUGUAUUUCCAAAGAACUAAAAGUUGACAUGGCCAAGAUUUGGCACUUGCAGUGCACCUUCAGGCAAGAUGUUAAGUAUGUACCUGGCUGAAGCAGAUAGAUUUUUGGAUUCCAGAGGCGUCAAGCUUUUGCAAAGCUGUCACCAUCCUCCAACAUGGCUUGGAUUAAGAGCUUGGUACUGAAGUGUUGAUUUCGUGCCAAAUGUCACACCAGCUUUGGGUACUGUGGACCAAUAGGUGACGGUGUCCACCUGGGGGAAAAUCUGCUCGUCCUAUUUCCUGCCACAGUGCUCAGUGCUUGCAGAGACCCUCUGUCAGGUCAUCAGGAAUUCCGCCAGUUGGUUUGUGCAAGAGCACGUAUGGAUGAUUUUGUCGUGCACAAGGUAAGGGCAUGUGGAGCAAAAGCAGACUGACAGACAGAAGAUCAAGUCUAGAGGUAAAGGGCCAUUUUCAAGUUGACAUCCUGUAAUUAUAGGCAUUGGUGCUGGUCCCUUGGGUACUUACAAUCUACUUAAUGGAUUGGAUUAAGAAAUUGUGUGAUGUAUCCAAGUCUGCAGGUGAUGCAGAGAUGGUUGCACAUGCGAGUUGUGAGGAGAGCAAAUGAAGUCUGCAAACAGAUGUGGGCACGUUAAGCAGUGAACACUGCCAUUAUGUAUGGUCAAGGUCAAGACACGGUACCCAGCCAGAAAACAGAGUUGAGACCAAAGGUCAAAUCAGCCAUAAUACUGAAUGGCAGAGCAAGCUCGAGCAGCUGAAUGGCCAUCUCCUAGCUCUUCGGUUCUUUCUUGGUCCAGAAAUUGGUUAGCACUAACUGAGGAGUCAUCGACAUCUCCUCUGUGAUGUGUGACUGUGGUUACAGAUAACAGACCAGGACGUAUUCACAAUUCUUUCACAAUCCACAAUCACUUGGAGAAUCACACUCUGCCAUCAAAAUAUUAAAGUCAUAGUCGCUGUUCUACAUCUACGGAAGCUUUUGAAAGAAGUGCCUGUCCAUAAAUGCCUUGGGGCAGCUGGUGCUCUGGUUACCUGUUGUGGUCCAUGUGAAAGGACUGGUUUCAUACAACCAAUCGGCUGGCUGAACCACUGCGGUGGGAGCUGAGAGUGUUGUUUGGGCCUGGAGCCACACUGCAGUCCAGCUUGGUCAAGACGGCAGGUCUCAUUCCCCAACGAACAUUGUGAACCAUGUGGGUUUUGCAAAAGUCUGGUGGUUUCAUGUAUACCAAUACUGAUUCUGGCUUUUAAAUCUCAGAUUAGUUGAUUUUUAUUCAUUUUUGGGGAUCUGAGUGUUGCCAGCAAGACCAGCCCCAGUCUAAUUGCCCUUGAGGGUGGUGGUGAGCAGUCCUUCCGGUGAAGGUGCUCCCAUAGUGCUGGGGGUGAGGGAGUUCCAGGAUCUAGACCCAGCUGGGAUGAAGGGCGGUAUAUGCUCACUCUUGCAGUCUGCUCCAUGUGCCCUUACCUGGUGCAGUGGCCUUUUCUGUGGCACCUUCAGGGAGAGCCCCACAUUGCCCUUCCUUAUCCAUUGUAGGAAGCUGCACAAAAAAAUAAUCCACAUGUCCUUGCACUCUGGGUAAUGGUGCACUUGUUGGUUCUCUAUUUCCUGACCUCCGAUAGUGUAGCGGGUAGCGUAACACUAGUACAGAGCCAGCUUGCAGGCUGCCCCCAGAACACUCUACGCAAAAGAUGCAUUUCACUGUUUCCAUGUACAUGUGACUAAUAAAGAGAUCUUAUCUUAAA
Molecule: messenger RNA, 4502 nt
Organism: Pristis pectinata (smalltooth sawfish)
Lineage: Eukaryota; Metazoa; Chordata; Chondrichthyes; Rhinopristiformes; Pristidae
Product: scaffold attachment factor B1-like
Exons: 19
Coding region: 1-2121 (706 amino acids)
Biological process (GO): regulation of transcription by RNA polymerase II; regulation of mRNA processing
Cellular component (GO): nucleus
Molecular function (GO): sequence-specific DNA binding; RNA binding
Source: RefSeq, a predicted model, not a curated record